GUCAUUGUAAUUCACUCACAUUGUAUAAUCAGUGUAAUGAAUACUGGCCUCUGCCUCGUUAUUGAGAGCGCUGUAGCAGUAAACCAUUAUUAUUUCAGCAUUCAUAGCUCAGCAUUUUGACUAACACAGUUUUUAUUACACAAAGAGUAAAGUAAAAAAACGAUAUAUUUGCCUCAAAUGUCAAUGUAAUUUAAUUUUAUUGCUGCAUUUGAGUUGUGUUUAUUUUUAGUCAUAGCCACAGACAGGGAGUCGCAGGGUAUUUAACUGACAUACAUUCCUGUGCAGAGACACUGAGAGACCGAAUUGGCUUCGUUUAAAUUUACGUUACUGUUGCUGUGAAAAUAUUUUAAAAGAAAAGGGAGAUGACGAGCAUUAAGUUAGCUUAGCACAACCGCACACUACUGUGUAAAACACUGUCGAUGGUCGUUACGUUUGUUGUCCUUUUUCGCCAGUCAGUUUCAUGUGUUUAAAAGGUGACUAACAGGACACUUUCAUAGCAGACGUUUUGACAGCUUGACACAGCUACCUAAACUUGUGGGUCGAGGACCAUUGGAGUGCUUUGGAGGAGAGUUCUAAUGGGCCUGUGAAGAAGUCAAUGCGAGAGAAAGCCAUAGAAAGACGUACCAUCAAUAAGGAACACAACAGUAACUUUAAAGCUGGCUAUGUGCCCAUAGAAGAGGAGCGUCUUCAUAAGACAGGUCUGAGGGGACGUAAGGGAAACAUGGCUGUGUGCAUCAUUGUCCUCCUCUUCCUUCUCGCCUUAAUUAACCUCAUUAUUACACUAGUAAUAUGGACAGUGAUUCGUAUUGGUCCCAAUGGCUGUGACAGUAUGGAGUUUCAUGACAGUGGCCUGCUGCGUUUCAAACAGAAGGCUGACAUGGGCAUUGUUCACCCACUGCACAAAAGCACCAUCGGCGGGCGUAAGGACCAGGACCUGGUCAUUGUAGGAAACAAUAAUCCAGUUGUGUUUCAGCAGGGAACAACUAAACUGAGUGUUGAAAAGGACAAAACAUCAGUUGUCAGUGAUCUUGGCAUUUCCUUCACAGACCCACGAACACAGAACACAUUCUUCAGCACAGACUUUGAAAACCAUGAGUUCCUGUUGCCAAAAGGAGUCAAAGUUCUCAGCGUUAAGAAGGCGUCUACAGAAAGGAUCACCAGCAGUGCCGCUUCUGACUUAACCAUCAAAGGCGACAGCAAGGCUGUUAUUCGUGGUAACGAGGGGGUCAACAUUAUGGGCCGGACUGUGGAGUUCAAGGUGGGAGGAGGGAUCGAACUGAGAGCUGAGAACAGUAUCAUCCUCAACGGAUCAGUCAUGUUCAACGCCACACGUAUCCCCAACUCAGCUGGGGACGUGUAUUUUGACGAGGGUAUGGAGAGGUACAAGCUGUGCAUGUGUGCAGAUGGGACUCUCUUCCGUGUGCAGGUGAAGUAUCCCAACAUGGGCUGCCAAACGUCAGAUAACCCAUGUAAAAAAUCUUUAUAAAAGACUGGCCUGGGAACACACCACUGACUUCAAAUCACAAAAUUGCCAAACAGAACUUGACUAACAUCCAACAAUGCUUUGACAUAUCAAUGCCUUUGUAGCCACUUGAUAAAAUCAAUUACUUUUUCAAUGCAAAUCUGGAAAUUUAAAACAGAUCUUUACCACUUGGCCAAAGAUAUAAGCAGUCAAUUUGUGUUUUUUAUUGAUAUUUGCUGACUUUAUUUAACUUUGUUUUGCUGUGUAUGUGUUUUCUGUAAUUAAUGAUACAGAGAUUAGGUGCAGUUAAAUGUUGUUAAUUACUUUUUUUGCCGUGCCACCUAGUAUUACUGUUCAAACACUACAAUGCCCUUUUCUAGUAGGGUUGUACUGAUACCGUUUUUUGACACCCCUGCUCUAAGGCUAAUGCAGAACACAAAAUAUUGUCCAUUUUUGCACAUGCCAACACUUUAUAGGGGAUAAAACAUGAGCUGUACUUGUACAAUAUUUUAAGGUUUAUUGCAAAUACGGCUUUGGGGUGUUUACAUUAAGUUUAACUACAGAAUAAUGCAUUGAUGUUUAUAAUUACAAAUUAAAUGAGGCCUACAAAGAGUUGUUUAGACUUGCAAUAUACUAUACGAGCUCUCUGUUUUGUAACAGUACUGAUGUGGAGAACAUUUGUUCUAAGGUAAAAGAGAGAAAAUCUAUCUUUUGUCAAACAUUUCACUGCUUUGUUUGUUUCAAUAAAAAAACAAAAUGUUCUUA
Molecule: messenger RNA, 2227 nt
Organism: Cynoglossus semilaevis (tongue sole)
Lineage: Eukaryota; Metazoa; Chordata; Actinopteri; Pleuronectiformes; Cynoglossidae
Gene: sgcb
Product: sarcoglycan, beta (dystrophin-associated glycoprotein)
Exons: 6
Coding region: 596-1486 (296 amino acids)
Biological process (GO): muscle organ development
Cellular component (GO): sarcolemma; sarcoglycan complex
Source: RefSeq, a predicted model, not a curated record